Agrilus planipennis (emerald ash borer) is the source of this 1624-nucleotide messenger RNA. Its product is annotated as aldose reductase-like. The transcript is spliced from 5 exons. Gene Ontology annotation, cellular component: cytosol. Lineage: Eukaryota; Metazoa; Arthropoda; Insecta; Coleoptera; Buprestidae. The coding region runs from base 486 to 1439 and encodes 317 amino acids. The record is from RefSeq and is a predicted model, not a curated record. Gene Ontology annotation, molecular function: aldose reductase (NADPH) activity.
AAAGGUUUACAUUAUUAUCAGUAUUUCAUGAAGACUUGAUUUUACCUCGGAAAAAAACUUUAUUACUUCCUGAUAUUUUAAAAAGCGCACCUUCAUAAUGUACAUCAUAUGUCUCAUUAAAAAUAGAAAAAAUAUAAAAGGUGCCGUGUUUUGUAUGGGUGAAUAACAUGGAAUUGGUACUUUUUAUGGCUCGAUUUAUAGUUUCCAGUAUUAUAUAUGAAAUUUUUCACGAAAACUAUUUUCAGAUCAUUUUAUAUCCCUACUUAUUGUCCAAACAAGACACGUCAGAAUGAGUCUUACUCGCACAAAAAUUUCCAUUUGAUCACCUAUACCGGAAGGAAAAAUUUCCGUAACUUUGUAACAGCUUAUUUCACAGUUUAAAGCUGGUUUUUACGUUUUUCAUCAGUCAGUUGUGAGCAUAGAACGAGCAAGCAAAUUUUUAAAACAGUAAAGAUAUUUAAAUUAAAUAGUGAAAGUAUUUAGCUAUGAACCAAAUUCCGUUUAUAAAAUUCAAUAACGGGCAACUGUAUCCACUGUUUGGAUUGGGUACCUGGAAGUCUAAACCUGGCGAGGUUACUGAAGCAGUUAAACAUGCAAUUGACGUUGGAUACAGGCAAAUUGAUUGCGCUCACGUUUAUGAAAAUGAAAAAGAAGUUGGUGCUGGCAUUGCAGUAAAAAUUGCAGAAGGAAAGGUAAAAAGGGAAGAUCUGUAUGUUACCAGUAAAUUAUGGAACACUUAUCAUCGUCCAGAUCUCGUUGAAGGUGCUCUGAAGCAAACUUUAAAUGAUUUGGGUUUGACGUACCUGGAUUUGUACCUUAUUCAUUGGCCUUUUGCUUUUAAAGAAGAGAAUGGUUUAUUCCCCACCGAUUCUGAUGGUAAUUUGAUUUAUAGCGAUGUAGACUAUGUUGAUACAUGGAAGGCACUGGAAAAGGUGUGCCAAAAAGGUCUCACUAAAGCCAUUGGUAUUUCGAAUUUCAACAAAAGGCAAAUUGAACGAAUAUUGAAAAAUGCCACUAUAACGCCUGUAACUAAUCAGAUUGAGUGUCAUCCCUAUCUGUCUCAGAAGAAGUUAUCUGUCUACUGCAAAUCAAAAGGUAUUGCCAUAACGGCAUACAGUCCGUUAGGAUCUCCUGACAGACCGUGGGCUAAACCGGACGAUCCUAAAUUGUUGGAUGAACCAAAACUUAAAAAGAUAGCUGAAAAAUACGGCAAAAGUCCUGCUCAGAUAGUGUUACGAUAUCAAGUUCAACAGGGGCAUAUUACUAUUCCUAAAUCUGUGACCAAACGAAGGAUCGAAGAGAAUAUUAAAAUCUUUGAUUUUGUUUUAACCCCCGAGGACAUGGGAUACAUUGAUACGUUUGAUUGCAAUGGAAGAAUUUGUCCGUAUGAUGAAGCAAAAACGCACAAGGACCAUCCGUUUGUAAACGAUGAGUAUUAAGUAAUUUGUAAAACUAUAAUUUAUUGGAUUUUAUUUAAAGGGCUUAAUUGAUUAUUUCAUUUAAAAAAUGGUCUGUAAUGUAAAUUGUUGUGUAAUUUAAAUUAAAUGUGAAAGCGAAUUGGUAUUUAAAUAUAGUACAAUAGAUUAUGAAAUUGCAAAAGCAUAAACGACCGUCGUUACUUAAA